Molecule: messenger RNA, 828 nt
Organism: Plasmodium vivax (malaria parasite P. vivax)
Lineage: Eukaryota; Apicomplexa; Aconoidasida; Haemosporida; Plasmodiidae
Product: cyclin 4, putative
Exons: 6
Coding region: 1-828 (275 amino acids)
Biological process (GO): regulation of transcription by RNA polymerase II
Cellular component (GO): nucleus
Molecular function (GO): cyclin-dependent protein serine/threonine kinase regulator activity
Source: RefSeq, a predicted model, not a curated record
AUGAUAAAUGACAUCAUUUUAAUCGAUAGGGAACAUGUAAAAACCCCGAGCGAAGAAAAAAAUGUCGCGAAAAAUGACGAAACGAAAUUGAGAAUAUACGGCUGUCAGUUGAUACAGGAGGCUGGCAUCAUUUUAAAGCGCAAAGCUGUGACAGUGGCCACUGCCCAAGUUUUGUUCCACCGCUUUUACUUUAAAAAGUCCCUAACCGAUUUUGACGUGAAGAUCAUCGCGCCCUCAUCGCUCUACUUAGCUUGCAAGCUGGAAGAAGACUUUUGCCGUGUGUACAAAAUAAUCAGCGCCUUUUAUUUCCUGUACAAAUAUGAGGACUUAAGAAGCAAGCACUACUAUUACAACGUGAAAAACGUCAAGGUGGAGCAUUUCAGGAUAGACGCAGAAUCGAUGGAAUACAAAAACAUGAAAGUCGAAGUUUUCACGUACGAACUUUUGAUUUUAAAAGAGAUGGGAUUUUUGGUUCACAAAAUAAAUCAGCACCCCCACUUAUUUCUCCUUCCCUACGUACAUUCCCUUUUUAACAAUUUAAAUAAAUUUGAUGAAGACUUGACGAAAAAGCUGGCCCAAAUUUCGUGGGGCUUUUUAAAUGACAGCAUGCGAACAACCCUGUGCUGCGAGUACCAACCGCGCUGUAUCGCAGUCGCGAGCAUUUUCCUGGCCGCACACAAGUUGAACAUUCCGCUAAUUCGGAGCACCAACUGGUUCGCACUAUUUGACGUUGAAUAUGAAGAAAUAAAAAAAAUUUGCAUCAAAAUUUUGCAGCUCUACAAAAUAGGACGUUGCCAUUAUAUAGACGUUUUGAAUAAGGAAAAAUAG